Messenger RNA from Dendrobium catenatum, 954 nucleotides. RefSeq names its product cyclin-D3-3-like. The record is from RefSeq and is a predicted model, not a curated record. NCBI's taxonomy places the organism in Eukaryota, Viridiplantae, Streptophyta, Magnoliopsida, Asparagales, Orchidaceae. Gene Ontology annotation, cellular component: cyclin-dependent protein kinase holoenzyme complex; nucleus; cytoplasm. The coding region runs from base 1 to 954 and encodes 317 amino acids. The transcript is spliced from 5 exons. Gene Ontology annotation, molecular function: cyclin-dependent protein serine/threonine kinase regulator activity. Gene Ontology annotation, biological process: mitotic cell cycle phase transition; regulation of cyclin-dependent protein serine/threonine kinase activity.
AUGGAGGAUUCUGAUUGCUCUCUUUCUAUCUCCACCCUCAUCUGCCAUGAAGACCAAGCUUUCUCUAUUGAUGAUGAUGAGAUACAAAAGAAUGAACUGCCUCACCUUCCUUAUAACUCCUUUCAUUUAGACACAGACGACGACUACAUAGAGACUCUAAUAUCCAAAGAAAUUAAUACCGAAAGCACAAAUAUUGAGUUCCUUCUUCACUGCGACUGGCUUCGCUGUGAAGCAAUACAAUGGAUUCUAAGAAUGAAAGAAUGCUUUGGCUUCAGCCCUCAAACUGUCUACCAGGCUGUAAGUUAUUUCGAUCGUUUCUUGAUGCGGCGAACCAUUGAUGAUGAGAAAUCUUGGGUGCUUCAGUUGUUAGCAUUAGCUUGUCUGUCACUAGCAGCAAAAAUGGAGGAAGUUACUACACCUGCAUUAAUGGAUUAUCAUACUGAACAAUGCUAUUUUGAUUCCAUUACUAUUCAAAGAAUGGAGCUCCUUGUCUUAAGCACAUUGGAGUGGCGCAUGAGCUCUGUGACUCCACUUUCUUAUAUUAAUUAUUUCGCUAAAAAGUUCUAUGGAAGAAACUUAUCAAGAGAGUUGCUCUCAAAAACCAUUGGUUUCAUAUUUUCAAUACUUAAAGAUAUCAACUUGGUGGAAUUUCGAGCAUCAGUGAUAGCUGCUGCUGCUGUUCUUGCUGCAAUUGAUCAGAAAUUAACAAUAAAAGCACUAGAAUCUAGGAUGAAAUCAGUCUCCUCUUCAGGGCUUGUGGAAACAGAACUUGUAUAUUCAUGCUACAAAUUGAUGACAUGGGAAUCAAAGAAGAGUUCCAUAUUGUCAAAUUCAAUGGAUUCCUCAGAGUUGUUUGAAUCAACCAUCGACAACUUUGUUGAUGUCAGUGACUGUUCAUCACUUGCUGGCAAUAGCAAUAAGAGAAGAAGGUUUCAGAAGUCUCAAAUUGAUUAA